Apaloderma vittatum (bar-tailed trogon) is the source of this 522-nucleotide messenger RNA. RefSeq names its product transmembrane protein 178A-like. The transcript has 4 exons. The record is from RefSeq and is a predicted model, not a curated record. The annotation marks the transcript as partial. Gene Ontology annotation, cellular component: endoplasmic reticulum membrane. NCBI's taxonomy places the organism in Eukaryota, Metazoa, Chordata, Aves, Trogoniformes, Trogonidae. Gene Ontology annotation, biological process: negative regulation of osteoclast differentiation; regulation of cytosolic calcium ion concentration.
AAUGAGAAUGCCUCAUCUUCCUCUCUGGUAGUCAUUGCUCAGAGAUGCGCUGCUAUUAAGUGCCACUUUUCCCAGCUGGUACACUUGCCCCACAUCCCCUUCAGCUGGACAAAGGUGAUCCACCAGGACAAAUGGCCUCUGCUCUGCUUGAGAAGGAGCAUGGGUGGAUGCCUGGGCACGGCUGCAGCUGUUCUCCUUUGCAGAUGCAUCGCGGCAGCAGCCAACUUCUUUUGGGAGGAAAGCCUCGCCCAGCACGCUGCAGCUCUGCUGUUUCUGACAGCAGAACACAAUGGUUCCUUGCUGCAGUUUGCAGUCCGUGAUGGUGGUCUAGAUAUUUCUUGUGACAGUGAAAACAUGGAUAUGUCUUCUGUAUUUUGUGCUUGGUGCAGUCUGGGGUUUAUAUUAGCAGCCAGGUGUCUUUGCACAGCUUGCCCAUUUAUUAACAGGGACAACAUUGCAGAGCUGAAGUCCACCAGGGUCUCCUCUGUACAACUGCCCACCUGCCAGCAACAGCCUUCAGUG